UAAUGUCAAGUCACCCUAAGAUGGCCGCCGUUCGAAAUUCCGUUUUGGCGAAUGAUGUUUCAUGGGGCUGUUCACAGACAUCUUCGCUAAACGACCCUGCCUGCACCUUGUUUUCCUUCUUCUUUGUUCGAAAAAAUUUGUUCAUAAGCCCCGAAAUCAAAAAAUAAAUUAUAAAAUUCACCCGGUAGAUUCCUCGUGUUAUCUGCGCAAACGAGAUGAUGGUGGAGUGCGCGCGCAUAGUUCCGGAUCCAUACAAAAGCGGGAGCGAAAAAAAUUUCUAUUUCAUAAUAUUCGGGAUUCCGUGUGACGGUGCGCGUUUUAUGGGCCCCGCAACAGAUGACACAAUGAGUGACGGCGAGCAAUUUUUCGAAGGGGUCGAAAAACUCCUGGAAAUCUGGUUUAUCAACAGCGACGGGCACGAGAAAAACGCCGAUUUACGUCGCAUACCGAGGUCCCAAUGGGAGACUCUCUUAAAGAUUGUGAGAUGCGAGAUUAUCAGUUUUACCAAAAAUGAGCAGAUCGAUGCCUACGUUUUAAGCGAGAGUUCCAUGUUCGUCUCAAAGCGGCGUUUCAUAUUGAAAACCUGCGGGACCACCACCCCGCUACUGUGUCUCCAACCAUUGCUGUUGCUGGUCCAACAAUACGCGGGAUUCACCGAAGUCGAAGAUCUGUUUUACUCUCGAAAGAACUACAAGAGACCUGAUUUACAAGUGACCCCUCAUAAACAUUUUGAUCAAGAGGUGGCCCUACUAGACACUUUAUUCCCAGAUGGGGUGGCCUACUGUUUGGGCGCAGUAAAUAGGGAUUGCUGGUAUUUGUACACCCUUAACCCCCUGCCACAACGUAGACGCUCCACGGUGCUGUCCGCCUCCGAGUCCGACGAGACCCUGGAAAUUCUCAUGACCGAUUUAGAUCCUGAAAUUAUGGCGAUUUUUACUAAAGAGGAGUGUCUCAAUGCUACUGAGGCCACUAAAAAAGCCGGAAUUGACAAAAUUAUCCCAAACAUGACAAUCGAUGAUUUCUUAUUCGAGCCAUGCGGUUAUUCCAUGAAUGGUGUAUCCAAGAACGUUUGUUAUGACGUACCUGAAGGCUGCUACAUGACUAUACAUAUAACUCCGGAACCGGAGUUUUCUUACGUCAGUUUUGAGACUAACGUGCCCGCGAGCAACUAUAAAGAGAUAAUUGGCAAAGUCUUGGAUACUUUUAUGCCCGGAAAGUUUACGGUGACCGUCUUUACUAACCAGGUGACGGCAGUAAAGGAUACUUCCAAAGAUCUGCUCUGCCUAAACCAAAUCAACAACAAAUGGAGCAGACGUGACGUACAACAAAUCAGCUUCAAAAACUACGACCUGAUCUACGCGUUCUACACCAAAUUCCCCAGCUGAGGGUGUCGGGAGCAGUUACGCCCUGGCGUAACUUGCCCCACCCACCAUCCUUUAUCCCUUCCCGCUACCCCGUCCCUCUUCUUCCGCCCCAAACGUUUCCGUCGCACCAUUUCCAGCCUGUACGCGGAGAUCGCGUCGCACAUCGCCUCCGACAAGUCGGUUUUCACGUUUUAUCACGCGUUCCUGCGCAGCCUGCGUAAACGCAAGUACAAAAUCUUCUCGAAGGAGUUUUUUCGUUCGUACGUGAAACACGAGACGGUGAACGCGAAACGGUUCCGCGACACCUUCGGCCCCUUUUCAUUUUUCUUCAUUUACUUCACCCUGUUUUCGCCGGUUUUCACUUUUACGGAUUUCGAGUCCCAUCUGGUCCUGUUUUCUUGGUGGCGCAAUAAAAUCUCGUGAAAUUCACUGAAAGUACCGCUAAGUAGUGUGGGACAUAGUGGCCGCCCCGUUUUCCUUUAACCUAUGAGGGUUAGGUAGACGAUUCGUUGUAUUUUUCUCGAGUUUGUUGUUUUUUUUUUAAAUAAUACACGCACUAUGUUUCACGUUACUUAGUUGGGGAGUUUGACCGUUCACCAUUUAAGUUUUUAUAAUUUGUUUUUUUUCUUAUAAAAGUUUUUCGCGGCAGGUGUCCGGAGGCCUUACGUGUACUUAAAAAAACCACAUUUUGUUUCCAAUUAUUAACAUUAUGCGGUUUUUAUAAGUAUUUGUGGCGAAUUUUACAAGCCAGGGGCCUUUAAACGUAUCAGGGUUGACAAUGAGGUCCUUGCCAACAUUGUUGUUGAAUCGGUAGAAAUUUGCUGUACCCAUAUAUAUUUCUUAUAAUAUACACAUAUCGCUCCUUUAGGUCAUUAAUUCCAGUUUUAAAUAAUAAAUAGAUGAUAGUUUGAUGAUAUAGUGUCGAUUUUAUUAGGCAAAUUUCUAUUUUUGUGACGUAGUAAAUUAGUCAUGUUGGGAAUAGGGUCUGUACUGGCCUCACCCUUACUUUAAUUCCCCUUUUGUCAUGUUGCCAAUACUUAAAUUAAGAAAAUUGUCAUGUACGGGAAAACCAAUAGAUAUAUUACGAAAUCCUUAGGAUUUUGUGAGAAUUAGAUGAUUAAAGGGUGAGCAGUAAUCAAACAAUAUACGUCAAAUAUUUAAAUCUA
Molecule: messenger RNA, 2530 nt
Organism: Anthonomus grandis grandis
Lineage: Eukaryota; Metazoa; Arthropoda; Insecta; Coleoptera; Curculionidae
Product: S-adenosylmethionine decarboxylase proenzyme
Exons: 8
Coding region: 216-1385 (389 amino acids)
Biological process (GO): spermine biosynthetic process; spermidine biosynthetic process
Cellular component (GO): cytosol
Molecular function (GO): adenosylmethionine decarboxylase activity
Source: RefSeq, a predicted model, not a curated record